Leopardus geoffroyi (Geoffroy's cat) is the source of this 4644-nucleotide messenger RNA. It is a transcript of the gene ULK4, whose product is annotated as unc-51 like kinase 4. NCBI's taxonomy places the organism in Eukaryota, Metazoa, Chordata, Mammalia, Carnivora, Felidae. The coding region runs from base 169 to 3672 and encodes 1167 amino acids. Gene Ontology annotation, biological process: protein phosphorylation. Gene Ontology annotation, molecular function: ATP binding; protein kinase activity. The transcript has 35 exons. The record is from RefSeq and is a predicted model, not a curated record.
CUUCGCCCCUGGCCUUGGCAAGUGGACCGGUCCCGAAGGGGUAGAAGCUGAGACCGGCGCCUUCGCGGGAGCAGUCCGCUGGGUCGGCGGCUUCUCCGCCUUAAGCGUUCAGGAACUAGAGAUGCUAUUAGGCUGUUGUUUUAUCCAAUGUGAGAAGUUGGCCCAGAGAUGGAAAACUUCAUUCUGUAUGAGGAGAUUGGCAGAGGAAGCAAGACUGUUGUUUAUAAAGGGCGACGGAAGGGAACAAUCAAUUUUGUAGCUAUUCUUUGUACUGAUAAGUGCAAAAGGCCUGAAAUAACCAACUGGGUCCGUCUCACCCAUGAAAUUAAACACAAGAAUAUCGUAACUUUUCAUGAAUGGUAUGAAACCAGCAAUCAUCUCUGGCUCGUGGUGGAACUCUGCACAGGUGGUUCCCUAGAAAUGGUGAUUGCUCAAGAUGAAAACCUCCCAGAAGAUGUUGUGAGAGAAUUUGGGGUUGACCUCAUUGCUGGAUUACAUCAUCUUCAUCAACUUGGCAUUCUCUUUUGUGACAUUUCUCCAGGCAAGAUCCUCUUGGAAGGGCCUGGCACAUUGAAGUUCAGUAAUUUUGGCUUGGCCAAAGUGGAAGGUGAAAAUUUGGAAGAGUUCUUUGCUUUGGUGGCAGCAGAAGAAGGAGGAGGUGAUAGUGGGGAAAAUGCACUGAAGAAAACCUUAAGAGGUAGAGUCAAAGGAUCUCUUACAUAUACAGCACCUGAAAUUUUAAGGGGUACUGACUUCUCCAUCACCAGUGACCUCUGGUCUUUGGGCUGUCUGCUUUAUGAAAUGUUUUCAGGAAGACCUCCAUUCUUCUCAGAAAGUUUUUCAGAAUUAAUUGAAAAGAUUUUUUAUGCAGAUCCUUUGCCACCUGUUCCAAAAGAUUCUUCUCUUCCUAAAGCUUCUUCAGAUUUUAUUAAUUUGCUUGAUGGUUUACUUCAAAAAGAUCCUCAGAAAAGAUUAACUUGGGCAGGCCUAUUGCAGCAUUCAUUUUGGAAGGAUGCUUUCGUUAGGAGAGAUCAUGAAUCGAGCACUGAGGAUUCCAUCGUCAGCGGAAAAGUGAUGGAGCAUUCUGGGACCCAGGAUUCCAAGGAGGUUUUGAAGCCAAGUGGACAAGCCAAGGGGGACAAGAGUGGUCAGCGACUGAGUCACUCUUUCAGACUAGAAAAUCCAGCUGAGUUGCGGCCUAAAAGUACCGUUGGGGGUCAGCCGAAUGAGUCCAUAUUUCUUCUGAGUUCUCGCCCGACCCCGAGAACUAGCAGUGCGGUCGGACUAAGUCCUGGUGAGGAUAGGACUCAACAUUCACCACAGAAGGCUUCUCUGACCAAGAUUGCAAGUGAACACCUGAGUCAGCAGGACCUGGAAUCCCGGAUGAGAGAGCUUAUCUACACAGACUCUGAUCUUGUCAUCACCCCAAUUAUCGACAACCCAAAGAUAAUGAAACAACCACCAAUUAAAUUUGAUCCAAAGAUACUGCAUCUACCAGCAUAUUCAGUGGAUAAAUUAGCAUUUCUAAAAGACCAAGAUUGGAACGACUUUUUGCAGCAGGUGUGCUCACAGAUCGACUCCACUGAGAAGAGCACGGGGGCCUCGCGAGCCAAGCUGAACCUCCUUUGCUAUUUGUGUGUCGUGACUGGACACCGGGAGGUGGCCACGCGCCUCCUCCAUUCACCUCUGUUCCAUUUACUAAUCCAGCAUUUGCGAAUUGCUCCAAACUGGGAUAUACGGGCCAAGGUUGCUCGGGUGAUUGGUUUACUGGCCUCACACACAACUGAGCUCCAGGAAAAUACACCUGUUACUGAGGCAAUUACUGUCUUAACUGAGUUAAUUAGGGAAAACUUCAGAAAUAGCAAAUUAAAACAGUGCCUCUUACCAACCCUUGGGGAGCUGAUCUACCUUGUAGCCACCCAGGAAGAAAAAAAAAAGAACCCUAGAGAAUGCUGGGCCGUUCCCUUGGCUUCGUACACAGUGCUAAUGAGGUGCCUUCGGGAAGGGGAAGAACGUGUUGUGAAUCACAUGGCAGCAAAGAUUAUUGAAAAUGUCUGCACUACCUUUUCUGCUCAGGCCCAGGGCUUUAUUACAGGAGAAAUUGGACCCGUUUUAUGGUUCUUAUUCAGACAUUCCACUGUUGAUUCUCUCAGGAUAACAGCAAUAUCGGCCUUGUGUAGAAUCACUCGCCAUUCUCCCACUGCCUUCCAGAGUGUUAUUGAGAAGGUGGGACUGAACGCAGUAAUAAACUCCCUGGCCUCAGCCAUCUGCAAAGUUCAGCAGUGCAUGUUGACCUUAUUCACUUCAAUGUUGUCUUGUGGGAUUCAUCUUCAGAGGUUAAUCCAAGAAAAGGACUUUGUUUCUACAGUUAUCCGUUUACUUGACAGCCCAUCAACUUCGAUUAGAGCAAAAGCCUUCCUCGUUCUUUUAUAUAUUUUGAUUCAUAACCAUGAGAUGCUGCUGCUCGGCUGCCAAGCAAGACUGGUGAUGUACAUCGAGAGAGACAGCAGAAAGACCACUCCAGGCAAGGACCUGCAAAGCAGCAAUGAAUACCUGUCCAAGUGCCUGGACCUUCUCAUCCGUCACAUUGUGCACGAGCUGCCGCGGAUCCUGGGUGCCAUUCUUAACGCCUUGGCCAAUGUUUCUGGUCGUAAACACCCAUCAACAGUCCAAGCGAAACAGCUGAAGAUGUGUCUCCCCCUGAUGCCUAUAGUGCUUCACCUCGUAACUUCUCAGGUGUUUCGACCUCAAGUUGUAACAGAAGAGUUCCUUUUCAGUUAUGGAACUAUUCUUAGUCAUAUUAAGUCUAUAGACUCAGGAGAAACUAACCUAGAUGGAGCCGUGGGACUGAUGGCUUCGGAAGAAUUUAUCAAGAUCACGUUGUCGGCUUUUGAAGCAAUAAUACAAUAUCCUGUUUUGUUGAAAGACUAUCGCUCUACGGUUGUUGAUUACAUCCUGCCACCCUUGGUCUCCUUGGUUCAGAGCCAAAAUGUGGAGUGGAGACUCUUCAGCUUGCGGUUGCUCUCAGAAACCACAUCUCUACUCGUGAACCAGGAGGUUGGGGAUGGCAAGAAGGAGGCGAAUGUUGACUCUGACAGCAAUCUACUGGCUCUCAUUAGAGACGUCUUACUUCCCCAGUACGAGCACAUCCUCGCGGAGCCUGACCCAGUACCAGCUUAUGCUCUCAAACUGCUCGUUGCCCUCACUGAACACAACCCAACCUUCGCCAGACUUGUGGAAGAGAGCAAACUGAUCCCACUCAUUUUUGAAGUAAUUCUGGAACAUCAGGAGAACAUUCUGGGUCACACCAUGCAAAGUGUGAUUGCGUUGCUCAACAAUCUGGUGGCCUGCAAAGAUUCAAAUAUGAAGCUACUUUAUGAACAAGGACUGGUCCGUCAUGUCUGUGACCUGUUCACUGAAACUGCCACGCUGUGCUUGGAUGUGGAUAACAAGAACCACAGUGAGACGGCCGCCACCCUGCUCUUCUCCCUGCUCGAUAUUCUGCACGGCAUGCUGACCUAUACGGCCUGUGUCGUACGGCUGGCUCUGCAGGCACAGAAGUCUGGCUCAGGAGGGGACACCCAAGCCGCGGAGGACCUGCUUCUGCUGAGCAAACCUCUGACAGACCUCAUCAGCCUGCUCAUUCCGCUGCUUCCUACUACCCUCUUGUGAAUGAGAGACCUCCCUUUGCCGUCAGCCAACAGCUGGUCUUUGUUGUGGUUGUUGUUACAACGCGAAGUCGCCUUCCACUUCGUCUUCCACAGUGUCCUCAGGACAACUUUUCUUUCAGUGAAGUGUGGAGCAGCAGUUUCAGCCAGAGACUUGCAGCUUCCUGACAAUAGAUUCUUGAAUUACAGAGAUCCAGAGUAUACUCCUCCGAAAAUAUACGGGAUCUCCAAUAUAUCUUCGUAAGCAUUAUGCAUAAGAUCAAGGAACGGCCGCAGACUAGCCAAUUCAUCACACAACAAAAGAUAGCAAAGCCUCUAAUAGGCUUACAGGUGCCCUCGGGCCCGUGGAGGGAACAACUAACUACGUGAGUUGGGCCAAGGAUGAAGGGCUGGUUGAAUUUUUUUCCAAUUUGUUUUUUCUUGUGGUAAAAUAAACAUAAAAUUUACCACGUGAACCAUUUUUGUGUAUACAGUUCACUGUUACUAAAUAUAUUCAUAGUGUCGUAUAGUCAUCUCUACUGUCCAUCUCGACAUCUCUUUUUAUCUUGUGAAACUGAUAGUCUAUACCCAUUAAGCAAGAACCUCCCAUUCCUUUUUACCCCAGCCCCUGGCAGCCACCAUUCUAUUUCCUGUUUCUAUGAUUUGACUACUCUAGUAUGUAUAACGGAGUCAUGCAGUAUUUGUCAUUUUGUGGCUGGCGUCUUUCAGCAUAAUGUCCUCAGGGUUCAUCCAUGUGUUAGAAUUCCCUUGCUUUUUGAGGCUAAAUAAUAUUCCAAUGUGUGUGUGUCCUGCAUUUUGCUUAUCCAUUCAUCUGCUGAUGGAUGCUUAGGUUCCUUCCCACUCCUAGCUGUUGUGGAUAACGCUGCUGUGAACUCGGAUGUACAAAUGUCUUUUCAGACUCUGCUUUCAGUUCUUUGGAAUAUAUACCUGGAAACAGAACUGCCAGAUCCUGUGAUAAUGCUGUUUUUAAUUUUUU